This is a messenger RNA of Coccomyxa subellipsoidea C-169, 612 nucleotides long. RefSeq lists its product as hypothetical. Lineage: Eukaryota; Viridiplantae; Chlorophyta; Trebouxiophyceae; Coccomyxaceae. The record is from RefSeq and is a predicted model, not a curated record. The coding region runs from base 1 to 612 and encodes 203 amino acids. The transcript is spliced from 4 exons.
AUGCAGCUGCGCUCCAAAGUGCUGCCCUCAGUGGAGCUCCAUCCGCACUGGCGAGUCGACCUGUACAUGCCAGAGCUUGAGGGGCAUGUGGGGAAUAGCGGUGAGGCCAUCCAAUUGGAGAAGGGCCACUGCCACAUACAGAUCCCCAAGAUGGAGCUGUUGCUAUCCCUCAACCAUCUUGGCCGCGAUGUGCGCUUCUUGAUGCGGCGGACACUGCACCGGGGGGCCGUGCUGCAGGGAUCAUGUGUGGAGAGCUGUGGCCCAACGCUGGAAGAGUGCAGCUCGCAUGCACCAGUGGCUGAGGCCAACGCACCAGCUGCGCAGCUUCUGGCAGCGUCCGGCGCCGAUGAGGUGGCGGCUGCGCCGCUGCGCCACAGCUGGUGGGAACGCCAGCGGCAGGAUUACCAGGAGUCAUCCCUCAGGUCACGGCAGACUGUAGCGCGCAGAAGGCCUGCUGGUGUGUGGCUGUACCCGCCGGCAGAGGUGCCACGUGACCGGCAGAAGCACUCCUCGCCGCCGGCAGCCUGGCAGCCUUUGGUCCAUCAGAUCAGGGGCGCUGUCGAAAGGUUGAAGUCGCAGCUGCACCGCGGAAAGCAGGAGGAGACUGCGUGA